Messenger RNA from Nylanderia fulva, 2356 nucleotides. It is a transcript of the gene Eaat-2, whose product is annotated as excitatory amino acid transporter 2. Gene Ontology annotation, cellular component: plasma membrane. Gene Ontology annotation, molecular function: neutral L-amino acid transmembrane transporter activity; glutamate:sodium symporter activity; L-glutamate transmembrane transporter activity. NCBI's taxonomy places the organism in Eukaryota, Metazoa, Arthropoda, Insecta, Hymenoptera, Formicidae. The record is from RefSeq and is a predicted model, not a curated record. Gene Ontology annotation, biological process: L-glutamate transmembrane transport.
CUGCCUGAUUGCUGGCAGAUCCGCGGCGAUACCUAAAGCUCACCGGCAUAUCUAUCCGAUCUCGGCAGCUGAUCGCACGCGCGAAAAGCCUUGCGGAUGUCACUCGCGCCCGCAAUCGACGCAACGGUGCAAUGAUCCUGAAUGUAACAGAUCGGGUGUGACCUCCUUUGGGGUCUUACCCCGUCAUCGUCUCCGCGGGAUCAGUGUUGGCUAUCGCGCGCUCGUGAUAGUUCUCGGUGAUCCGCGCGAAAGCAUCGUCGUGUGUCGCGAUGCGCUACCGAACGAUUUACACGUGCUUCGAUAAUCGUUCACGAGGAAAAGUGUCGCUUUAAAACAGGGUUUGAUUGCGAAAACCGUAAAUAAACGGAAGCGAAGUAUAUAUAGAAGAAAAGCACAGAAGAUCAAGGAUUUUCAUUCCUACGACAGUAAAAAUUGGACGUCGUUGAUAAAUCAAGAUGAUUCACGUCGUGGAAAGAUGCAGCACAGCCAUGAAGGCCGCGGGAUGAAGAUUCGCAAGAUCUAUCCCGAUAUUCGUCGCGUUACAAAGAAAGAGAUCUCACGAAAUUUCGAAGCUGCGUGCUUUUAAAGCUCGGAAGGAUGUCUUUAGGACAACGUAUUUCUGGAGCUGUUGCGGUUCUCCGCGGAACCUCGACCUUGGAGGCCAAGGAGGGUGGCCACACGUCGUGCACAGAUCAGGAUAUCGAGAAGAUGACAUCCGAAGAUGAGGUCGAGGCGAAAGCGCAGCGUAAAGUGACGGCGCUCGACAGAUUACAGACAAUGGUAGAAUGGAUGAGAACUAACUUGCUUCUGGCACUGACCAUCGCUGGAGUUUUGGUGGGUCUAGGUCUUGGGUUUCUAGGACGAUUGGCGGAUCUCACGCCUGAAUCUAUAACUCUCGUCAGUUUUCCAGGAGAGAUUCUUAUGCGGAUGCUGAAGAUGUUUAUCCUGCCACUCAUUAUCUCGUCGCUAAUCUCGGGAAUGGCACAACUAGACGUUCAAAGAUCAGGAAGAAUAGGAGUCAGAGCGUUAACAUACUAUUCGAUAACAACCAUUCUCGCUGCCAUCGUAGGCAUUGCGAUGGUGCUGAUGAUCCAUCCGGGUAAUCCGCAGAUCAAAACUACGGUCACGGCGAUGGUGAAAGCCGAAGAGACGAAAGUCUCCACCGUAGACGCGAUCCUCGAUAUAAUUCGAAACAUGGUGCCGGAGAACCUGGUGCAAGCAUGCUUCCAGCAGGUUCAGACUUCCUACGUAAAGAAGAAAGUAAUCGCAAUCGGUACGAAUCAGAGCGAGUAUAUAACCGAGUCGACCUUGGUUUACAAGGACGGUACAAACGUGAUGGGCAUGAUUGUGUUCUGUAUUAUCUUCGGCGUGCUCGCGGGCCAGAUAGGACCUCGCGGCAAGCUGAUGGGAUUUUUCGUGGUGCUAAACGAGAUUAUCAUGAAACUCGUCACGAUCGUCGUGGUCUGGUAUUCUCCGUUCGGAAUUAUGUGUCUGAUAGCUGGAAAAAUUAUGUCGAUUACAAAUCUGGCGGCAACUGCUCAAAUGUUAGGUCUAUACAUGGUGACAGUUAUAUUGGGUUUAAUGAUUCACGCGAUCAUCACACUACCGACGAUCUAUUGGUUUAUGACUCGAAAAAAUCCAGCUGUGUUCUUUAGAGGCAUGAUGCAAGCCUGGGUGACUGCGCUGGGUACAGCUUCGAGUGCAGCAACUUUGCCUCUAACUUUUCGUUGUCUCGAAGAAAACAACAAGAUCGAUCCACGAGUGACACGUUUCGUCGUGGCAGUUGGUGCUACCGUAAAUAUGGACGGUACGGCUCUUUACGAAGCCGUGGCUGCGAUUUUCAUCGCGCAAUUGAAUGGAAUCUCAUUAGGAUUCGUUGAAGUUAUUACAGUGAGCCUUACAGCUACCUUGGCAAGUGUCGGGGCUGCAAGCAUCCCUAGCGCUGCAUUGGUCACCAUGCUGUUGGUGCUAACAGCCUUGGGUCUUCCUACGAAUGAUAUUUCUCUAUUGUUCGCUAUCGACUGGAUGCUUGAUCGGAUCAGGACUUCGAUCAAUGUUCUGGGCGAUGGUUACGGAGCCGGGAUUGUUUAUCACUUAAGCAAAGCAGAGCUAGAUAAAAUGGACGAGGAACGAAGAUUGGAAAGCUUGGAAAUCGGAAGACCUCUCGGAACUACUAUCGAAAGCUGCAAACGAGAAGAGAUAGUAACACACGAACAAACUGCCGAGACAAAAAUUUGAAUCCUUGGACAUCCUCGACGAAAUCAUAAUGUUAUAUCGUCGUAUGUAAUAACGAUUGAUUUUCAUUGUCGAAAUCAAUUUUUUCCCACAAAUUAAGAGUUAAAAUAUUGCAGAAUAU